Messenger RNA from Felis catus (domestic cat), 951 nucleotides. Its product is annotated as olfactory receptor 7G2-like. Lineage: Eukaryota; Metazoa; Chordata; Mammalia; Carnivora; Felidae. The record is from RefSeq and is a predicted model, not a curated record. Bases 31 to 951 code for a protein of 306 amino acids. Gene Ontology annotation, molecular function: G protein-coupled receptor activity; olfactory receptor activity. Gene Ontology annotation, biological process: G protein-coupled receptor signaling pathway. Gene Ontology annotation, cellular component: membrane. The transcript has a single exon.
UCUUGUCACCCAAUAUUUUAUAUCAACAACAUGGAACCCAGAAACCAAACGGAUGUAUCAGAGUUUCUUCUUCUGGGAUUGACCGAGGAUCCAGAACUGCAGCCCAUACUCUUCUGCCUAUUCCUGCUCAUGUACCUGGUCACCAUCUUGGGAAACCUGGUCGUUAUCCUGGCCGUCAGCUCGGACUCCCACCUCCACACCCCCAUGUACUUCUUCCUCUCCAACCUGUCCUUUACUGACAUCUGUUUAAGCACAACCAUGAUCCCAAAGAUGCUGGUGAACAUCCAGGCACAGAAUCGGCACAUAAGUUACACAGGCUGCAUCACCCAGAUCUGCUUUGUCUUGGUUUUUCUUGGUUUUGAAAAUUUUCUCCUUGCAGCAAUGGCCUAUGACCGCUAUGUUGCCAUUUGUCACCCACUGAGGUACACGGUCAUCAUGAACCCCUGCCUCUGUGGAUUGUUAAUUCUACUCCCCUUGUAUGUUAGCAUCAUGGAUGCCCUCCUCCACAGUAUGAUGGUGUUGCAAUUGUCCUUCUGCAUUGACUUGGAAAUCCCCCACUUUUUCUGUGAACUUGCACAGGUCAUCAAGCUUGCAUGUUCUGAUUCCUUCAUCAAUACCCUCUUGGCUAAUUUUAUGGCUAGUACACUGAGUGGUAUUUCUCUCUUUGGGAUCAUUUUCUCUUAUACUAAAAUUCUAUCUUCACUUUUAAGAAUGCCAUCAGCUGGCAGAAAUUAUAAAGCCUUUUCCACCUGUGGGUCUCAUCUCUUAGUUGUUUCCUUGUUCUAUGGGACAGGAUUAGGGGUGUACAUUAGUUCUGCAGUUACUGACUCUUCCAGAAAGACUUCAGUAGCUUCAGUGAUGUACACUGUGGUUCCUCAAUUGAUGAACCCCUUUAUUUAUAGCCUGCGUAACAGGGAUAUGAAGGAAGCCUUGAGAAGAAUCAUCAGGUAG